Molecule: messenger RNA, 865 nt
Organism: Amphimedon queenslandica
Lineage: Eukaryota; Metazoa; Porifera; Demospongiae; Haplosclerida; Niphatidae
Exons: 4
Coding region: 167-838 (223 amino acids)
Source: RefSeq, a predicted model, not a curated record
AGUCCGAUGUUAUCAUAGUAUCCACGGUUUCAAUGUUAUCAUUAGGUUACUCACUGGUAGUCCACUGACAAGUCCCCUUUUACUAUAACAGCCCUUGUUAGGUUGCUCUUCUUCCUUCCUCUUCCUCUCUCUCUCUCUCUCUCUCUCCCUUGACUCUGAACUACAAAUGGCUAGUAGACUUGCUAAGACCAAUUCUUCUGGAGAUGAUACUGUCACUAGAUGGAUAUGGGUUGACUCACACAAGCAAGGCGAUCUAAUAAAAAGUCUGAUUAAAAAUAACUUGAUUGAAGAGCAAGAUAUCAGCAAUACCAAAACACUUGGCUAUUUUAAGAUUACAGCUAAAAGAGAGAACAUGAAGAGAAUACAAGAUGCUAUUACAAAGUUUAAUCAGAGCUCUCAAAUUGAGCCACUUAUUCCUAACCAGGACACUCCACCUAAGGCAAGACUGGCAUCUGCUACUCCACUUGAUGCUAUACUUGAUGAUAACUCAAUACCAACAGUUAAUAUUGAGUUGACCUAUACUUAUGGUUGCAUUGAUGAUGAAAAAACCAUGGCCUGUCAUCUUGUUGAAAGACUAAAAGCAAUAUCACUUUAUCAAAACCAACUACCGAACCUUGAGUGUAACGUCCAAUUCAUUCAAAAACCUCGUGAAUUCGUCUUCAAGCCUGAUCUCCAAGCUGAUAUAAAGCCUACCAUUACAGUUUCUGCAUGUUGUACUAAUUUUGGUGACUCUCAGCCUGAAAACAACAAUGUUGUUGUAGGAGAUGUAUAUGACAUAUUGGCCAAUUUGUUCCAGGAAUAUGUCAUAAAAAAGGCCCAAGACAAAGCCAAAUUGUAGUAGUAACAAUAAUUAUAAUAAUAACAG